GCAUGGCCUGCAAAAUUCCAUCUUCGCAGAAUAAAAAUCACCUUGUCGGAUGGACUUAAAAGGACUCAAUAAUCAAACCACCACAUUCUAUGAUUGCCUUCCAUUUUCACCUCCAAAUUCUGUCCUCAUUGCCUCUCUACUAAACCUCACAUCAACACUAAGUCUCCCUUUAUCAUUCUCCUCGGUUUUCGAAAAGGGUGAUACUAAUUAACGUGUUCCAAAAAAAACAAAAGAAGGAAGAAAAGGGAAAAAAAGAUAAAUAGCAGAUUGCCCGUGGCUUCUUUUAAGUUGGAUUACUUGAAUUGCAGAGCUUGAACAUCUACAUACGAGCAUUUCGUCGCCAGCUGCACCAGUGCUGGAGAUAGAAAACGAUGGUUAAGAAUAGUUUUGUUGUGCUUCUUACUUUUGUGAUUCUAUUUGGCCUCUUCUCAUCAACUUCAGCCAAACCUAUUGCAAAAGUUGUGACCGGGGUUGUCUCUAAUGCGGUUUCUGCUCUUCUUAAAUGGUUGUGGUCGCUAAAAUCUCCUGCCAAACCAAGUAAUCAAUUUUCUGCGAAGAACAGCCGUUCCAUGAUGAAAUUUGAGAGUGGCUACACUGUGGAGACAGUAUUUGACGGAAGCAAGCUCGGAAUUGAGCCAUACACAGUUGAAGUAUCGUCAAAUGGGGAGUUUCUGGUGUUGGAUUCAGAGAACAGUAACAUCUACAAGAUCCCAAGUCCAGUGUCUACAUAUAGUAAACCAAAAAUCCUUGCUGGAUCGCCUGAGGGGUAUACUGGACACAUAGAUGGGAGGCCUAGAGAAGCAAGAAUGAACCAUCCUAAAGGACUUGCAGUGGAUGACAGAGGCAAUGUUUACAUUGCAGACACAAUGAAUAUGGCCAUCAGAAAGAUCAGUGAUGAAGGAGUGACAACAAUUGCAGGUGGGAAAAGGGGACAACUAGGUGGCCACGUGGAUGGUCCAGGUGAAGAUGCAAAGUUUUCAAAUGAUUUUGACGUAGUUUAUGCUGCCAGCAGCUGUUCUCUUCUGGUGGUAGAUCGAGGAAACUUGGCAAUUCGAGAGAUUCAACUUCAUCACCAUGACUGCACUACUUACCGACAGCAACAUGAUGAAGAUGACGAAGAUGAUGUUAGUUUCCACUUAGGAAUAGCGGUACUGGUUGCUGCUGGAUUUUUCGGCUACAUGCUGGCCUUACUACAUUGGAGGGUCAAAGCAAUGUUUUCUUCUCCUGAUGAUCCGAGAGCUUAUAAUAUAAGGAAAGGCACGCCAGUUGCAGCACAGCAAAGGCCUCCAAAGUCAGUGAGGCCUCCCCUGAUUCCAAAUGAAGAAGAAUACGAGAAAGAAGAUGAGGGUUUCUUCGGUUCUAUUGGAAGGCUUUUCGUGUAUUCCGGGUCAGCUUUUGUUGAGAUUGUUGGGAGUUUAUUCAGCGGAAGUUCUAAAAGCAAAAGGAAAGGCCUGCAUUACCAGUACCAGCAACAAAUGAACAGACAUCCACAUGCAUGGCCAGUGCAAGAGAGUUUCGUGAUUCCUGAUGAAGAUGAACCUCCUCCAUGUUUAGAAACAAGGACCCCAACUCCCAGAGAAACUUACCCUUAUAUGAACCAAAAAGACCUGGAAAAGCCUCCCCAGCAACACUUGAAUCCACCUCGAGGGGCUUACUUGAGCAGUGGGUGGGAUGGCGAGUAUGAUCAGCAGAUUCAACAGCAACGGAAACAGCAGUUUCAGAAGCAUUAUUCAUCGAGCCCUCAGACUUACUAUGAUCAGAAUUGCGAGCCGAAUGAGAUUGUGUUCGGAGCAGUUCAGGAACAGGAUGGAAGACGCGAGACCAUGGUGAUUAAGGCUGUUGACUAUGGGGAUCCAAAGUAUAAUCCCCGUAAUCUCCGACCUCGUUUGAACUACGUGGGCUAUUCCCACGGUUACUGAACAUCUUUGGAAGGCUACGUUCCAACUAAUGAGAAACUGAGUCUCCGGAAAGGGACUCAUGAGACCUUGAAUGGUCUAAACGCUGUAAAUUUAACCAAAUGUUUAUGCUUGUGUGGAUGUCUUCUUCAUUAAA
Molecule: messenger RNA, 2052 nt
Organism: Neltuma alba
Lineage: Eukaryota; Viridiplantae; Streptophyta; Magnoliopsida; Fabales; Fabaceae
Exons: 7
Coding region: 372-1919 (515 amino acids)
Molecular function (GO): protein binding
Source: RefSeq, a predicted model, not a curated record